ACCUGGCAUGACGUCACUUCCGGUGGCCUCGGAAGGGGCGGUGCCGGGCUCUCUCCCCGCCCCCUCAGUCAGGUGGAGGCGGGACAAGGAGCUCGGGGAGGAACCUGCGCGGAAGCUGAUGGCGCUUCUUUUGACUCCUCGGUUCCGUCACCUGGGCAGCCAGAACGAGCUGGCGGGCCCAGGCCGGAGUGGUCGGCGUUCCGGGGUCCCUGCAGGUGGCUUCUGCCGGAAAAGGAGGACAGGUUGUUCUGGUCCUUUUCAAGCUACUCAGCUAUGGGAUGGUAUUAUUCACUCUCUUCAGACCCAGGUGGAAAUAAAAAGGAGGAGGCAUCGUUUACGAACAUACAAAGACUGCUUCACCGGUUCUGAUGCUGUUGAUGUAGUAUUAAGUCACCUUAUGCAGAACGUGUGCCUAAGUAGCAGUGACAUCUCUCGUCUUAAAGGAGUUCAUCUUUGCCAACUUCUAAUGACUCAUAAAGUGUUUGAACCGGUAGGAUUGAAGCUGUUCAAAAACGAAAGGGAACUGCAAUUUGACGAUUCCAACAGCAGUCUCUACAGGUUUCUAGGCAAUAAAUCAUCUUAUGCUGCGCAUGGGCUGAUGGAUGACAUGAAAGCAAAGAAUCUUUCCAGCAGACCAGAAGAUGAAAUGAUUUCAAAUCCUCUAGCACGUGAGCUCUGUGAGGAAAGAAUUGAGGAACUUAUUCAUACAGUGAGUGGGGAUCUAUACUUACCUCGUAUCCUAAUUAAUGAGCCUGUUCUCCAGCUUUCCAAAGAAGCUGUGGAAGAUAUCUGGAGACAACAGACACUCUUAUGUAUUCUGCAGCUGAUUCAUCUUCCGUUCUUGGAAAAUGUUUUAAAACCUCCAGCUAAGACACACAGUCUCGGGUUAAGUAAAGAGGAAGACCUUGUUAUCUCGAACACUUGCCUGGACAGAGAGCUGAUUCCAAGCCUGUGUCUAACAGAGAUUGAUAACUGGCUUAAUGCAGCGGUUGAAUGCUUGGAGUAUUUCCCUGACCAGUUAAUAGUUAAAGUUAGUCAGCAGCUGAUGCAAAACGAAAAUGAAGAGGCAAGAUUGGAUAUUCAGAAGAAAUUACUCUUUGAUGUCAUAGUAAAAUAUUACAGUCAAGAGAGAUGUUGCCUAUUAACUGACGACUAUUUUGAUAUUCAUUUAGGAAUUAUUGAACUUUUAGAAAACGAAAAGAGAGCAGAAGCACUUGAAGCAUUUCAGCUCUACCUGAGACUGCUGCCACCCACUGUUAGGGAGGAGUUACGUCGGUUACUUACCUUUAUGGCUGUUGCAUCAGAGCCCACUGGCUACAGGUUGCAAAAACAGUGUGAUAACAAAACAGUGGUCAUGAAAACUCUUGCCAAAGCAGUUCUGCAAACCAGAUCAUUAUUAAAAGUCCGGGCAGAACAACUGACCUGCUUUCUACUGGACUUUCAUGCUGAGCUCUUCAAGACCCCAGUUACCUUACUGGAUCUCAUCAGUAGGAAACUUAAGAAGCUUCGGCAUGGAGAGGAUCCUGAUGCCAUAUCAGAUUUUACAUUUUGCCAACCCAUGACACACAAGGAGUUUGAAAAUCAAAAGGGAAGGACAAUUCAAUAUCUUCAUCAAUUGGCCCUUGAGAUUAACAGUAACCCUAACAUCUCUUUGAAGCAAAAAAAGAAACUAAUUAAGGAAUUUCAGAAACACCACCCAGAAGCUUUGAAUUGAUACUUUUUGGGACAAGAAACUACCAUUUGGGAAUAUGUGCGAAUCUGGUAGUUUUUCAAACAUCCAUACUUAAGACAACAAAGAAAAGAUGGCUUCCAGGCAUUUUAAGUAUAAUCAUGUCUAAAAUAUGUUAAGGAGGUUUUAAAAAGGAAUCAACUCAGUCUUCAUGUGCACUUGAUUCACUUAAUCAUUUUGCUACUGAAAUCACUUAUUAGUGCCUAAUAUUAAUUUCCUUUAAAGUUUUCCCCAUAGGAAAGGCAUAUGAGCUCUCUGAAGAAAGUACAUACUUCCUUAAUAUAAUUUUCAAAUUAUUCCCUUAAACAGCUGUAAUUUAUUUUAUUACUUCUUUAUUAUUAUUUUUUUUUUAUGAUACAGUUCCAUAGGCUCCUGGGAUUUCUCUUACCCCCUCCCCAAGUCCCCACUGAGUUCCCCUAUAUUAUUACUACAGUAUAGUUCU
Ochotona princeps (American pika) is the source of this 2171-nucleotide messenger RNA. It is a transcript of the gene DEPDC4, whose product is annotated as DEP domain containing 4. Gene Ontology annotation, biological process: intracellular signal transduction. The record is from RefSeq and is a predicted model, not a curated record. NCBI's taxonomy places the organism in Eukaryota, Metazoa, Chordata, Mammalia, Lagomorpha, Ochotonidae. Bases 8 to 1714 code for a protein of 568 amino acids. The transcript is spliced from 9 exons.